Haliotis rufescens (red abalone) is the source of this 1948-nucleotide messenger RNA. RefSeq names its product protein YIPF4-like. The record is from RefSeq and is a predicted model, not a curated record. Gene Ontology annotation, biological process: endoplasmic reticulum to Golgi vesicle-mediated transport; vesicle fusion with Golgi apparatus. Gene Ontology annotation, cellular component: trans-Golgi network; membrane. The transcript is spliced from 6 exons. Lineage: Eukaryota; Metazoa; Mollusca; Gastropoda; Lepetellida; Haliotidae. Bases 126 to 848 code for a protein of 240 amino acids.
AGUGCUGACGAGAGAUCGGAGUGUUGCUAAAUAUUGAAGUUUCUUCGCUGUUCGGAGCUGUGCAACGACAACGUCACAACUCAAACAAGACAGAUCAACGGUGGAAAAGAAAACACUUUGGGGCGAUGUAUAAGUCUUCUAACGACGAGUUCCAGUUCAUUGUGGACUCCAGUAACGGUAUGGAAUUGCCAGGCGGCUCAAUAAAAGUAACUGAAGAUUCUGUGAGCAACAAAACUGGCUAUGGCAUUACACAGCAUGGAGUUACUGCUCAUUUUCUUCGCGCCAAAGGCUUUGACUGGUUACUGGAAGAAGAAGAUUUGGAUGAAGAAGAUCAGAAACCAUUACUUGAAGAAUUGGAUAUAGACUUGAAAGACAUCUACUACAAACUGCGAUGUGUUCUCUUUCCUAUUCCACAACUUGGAUUCAAUAGGCAUAUUGUGAGAGAGAGCCCUGACUUCUGGGGUCCACUACUUGUUGUACUUCUCUACUCAGUAAUAUCGCUCUAUGGACAAUUCAAGGUAGUUUCAUGGAUUCUCACAAUAUGGAUCUUUGGAUCUUUUGUCAUCUUCCUGCUUGCCAGAGUUUUAGGUGGCGAGGUCAGCUACUCACAAUGCCUAGGAGUGAUUGGAUAUUCUGUGUUGCCACUGCUGAUCAUAGGAACCAUCAUGCCCCUUCUCAAGUCCUUUGAUUACCUCACCAUGGUAUUCAAACUACUUGGUGUGCUGUGGGCAGCAUACAGUGCAGGAUCACUGCUUUGUGUACAAGAGCUACAACAAAAGAAACCAUUAAUUUUGUAUCCUGUUUGUCUCCUCUACAUAUACUUUCUCUCACUCUAUACUGGUGCAUGAGUAGGUGGUGUAACAUUACUGCUCCAUAAAAACAUGUCACUGUCAAGAAGGUGAAAUGUUCAUUUGUCUUAUUUUAUCAACUUAUCCUGUAUUACUCCUUUCACAGUAGUGAAGCUGUGAUUGAUCGUGCUGAAGAAAGAAAAAAUGCUGUUCCAUUCAGAAGCAGGACCCCAAUCACUUGCUACUGGAAGUGGUAGAUGACUGAUGUGUCCAUAUCAUUGCUGGUCACGGUACAGAACACAUGUGCUGCUAGUUAGACCUCAGUUUUUGCUGUUUGCUGUCCUUGUGCCUUUCAACACUCUGAAAACCCAUAUCUUUCCCCCUGUGACGGUUGGUGUCCGGUUUGGUGUAUUUUAUAUGCACCUUAUAUGCACCUACGCAAGUGAAGGCGACAGUUUGUCACAGUUUUUCACUUGUCAUUCUGUUCCACCAUUUUGAACUGCUAAACAUGUCACGGUCCCUACCGUGAAUAUUGUUCUGUAUUUCAUGGCUGGCUAGGUACAUUAUGUAUAAGCAUUAUGUGUAAAUACCUUUAGCACUUUAUCCAGUGUAAUACUAUUGUUAUAUUUCACUAUUGAUAAUCGUUAACAAACUAUAUUGAUCAAUGAUCAAUAAGUAUCAGAGAAGUAACUUUAAGAUAAAACAACAUAGUUCACUUCACUUUUGAGUGGUGUCACAUUUAUGCAUUGAUUACUUUGUGGACAUUUAAGAUAUAACAAGAUCAAACGCUUUCUGUCUUUGGCAAUGGACAUAACAAGUCUGCUUCAGUAAAUUAAAACUUCAUUUCAUCACAAUAGAUUGUAAGAUAUUAUCAAUGGCAUAAUUUUCAUAUCUUAAUCAUUUAUAUUUCUUCACAUCAAUGAAAACUGAUUAUCAGUCUUUUUAGCCAGCCCUACCACUUUUUUAAUAUUGUGAACUUUAAUUUGGUUAGAUCUCCAUAAUUGGAGGCCAUACAUACUGUAACCUUUGCGUAUUUGUUUAACAAUUGGCACUAAUUACUUGCCCUUUAAACUGUUGUAUGGUAACUAUAGAGUUAAACGUUAAUUUACUACAAUGUAACUUUCUUUAUUGGAAAUAAAAUCUGUUUGCUUUGCUCUUUA